CAGCAUCACCUGUGCUGCCCAGGUGAGGCUUAUGAGGCCAAACAAGGCAGAGAAUGUUGAGCUUACAGCUGAACGAAAACACACACACACACACACACACUGACAGAAUUGCAGAUGGGAGGAUGGCAGUUCAUAUGUGAGAAGAUGUUCUGGGAAUAUGUUGGAGUUAUGUUGUAGGAGAUGCUGGGAUCAUGCUCAGUAAGAUCCUGGACCUGGACUGACUGAUUUUAAUACAACAAUAUAUGAAAUAAUGAGUCGCUGGAAUAAUCUUCUUAACUGGCAGCGCAUGCAGAAGAAUGAUGCACAAGAACCAGCGCAGGAGAACAAAGCAGGCCAGGCAGCGGAGACGAAGAAAGAGGAGAAGAAAAAAUUUAACUUUAAGGAAUGGUCGAUUGAUCCCUCUGGAGAUUUUUAUUAUACUUGGCUGCAGGUCAUGAUCUUUCCUGUUGUCUACAAUUGGUUUACCAUCAUCCUAAGGGCCUGCUUUGAUGAUGUUGAGAAAACAUACCUGGCAGUUUGGCUCACUUUAGACUACGUUUGUGAUCUGGUCUACGUGGGAGAUAUUUUCAUGAAAGUCCAUACUGGGUUUCUGGAGCAGGGUAUUCUGGUUGUGGAUCAGGCCCGUCUGAAAAAGCGGUACCUACAUUCCUCUCGUUUCCUGUGGGAUCUGGCCUCUCUGCUGCCCACGGACCUGCUGUACCUGCACCUGGGCGUCCACACACCCCUGCUGAGGGUAAACCGCUUGCUUCGGACGCCCCGCCUCUCAGAGGCGUUGGACCGUAUGGAGACUCGCACGGCCUACCCCAACAUCUUCCGUAUCGCCAAACUGAUGAUCCUCAUUUUCAUCCUCAUCCACUGGAACGCGUGCGUCUACUUCGCGCUCUCCAGCUUCAUCGGGUUUGGGACGGACUCCUGGGUCUACCCCAAUCUAACCGACCCCGAGUUCGCCUCCAUGAGGCGUCAGUACUUCUACUCCUUCUGGUUCUCCACUUUAAUUCUCACUACAGUGGGGGACACUCCUGACCCUCAGCGCGAGGAGGAGUACCUGUUCAUGAUCGCUGACCUGCUGAUCGCAGUGCUGGUGUUCGCCUCGGUUGUGGGGAACGUGAGUAACGUGAUCAUGAACCUGCGGAACCGAGACAACGUGUUCUUCCCUAAUCACGAGCUGGUGAAGGGCUACCUGCGCAACCGGAGGAUCAGCAAAGUGCUGCAGAACCGUGUGAACGACUGGUACCAACAUCUACACAUUAACAAAAAGAUCACGAGGGAGAAUGAGAUCCUCCAGCAGCUCCCAGUAACUCUGCAGACGGCCAUCGCUGUCAGUGUGCAUCUCCCCACCCUCUCCAAGGUCACCAUCUUCCAGAACUGUGAGAGCAGCCUGCUGGAGGAGCUGGUGCUGAAACUCACACCGCAGGUGUACAGCCCUGGAGAGUACGUGUGCAGGAAGGGAGAUGUGGGACAUGAGAUGUACAUCAUUAAAGAAGGAAAGCUGGCUGUGGUGGCAGAUGAUGGUGUCACGCAGUUUGCUGUGUUGGGAGAUGGGAACUUUUUCGGAGAGAUUAGCAUCCUGAACAUUAAAGGCAACAAAUCAGGCAACCGCCGCACAGCCAACAUCCGCAGCAUCGGCCACUCCGACCUGUUCAGUCUGUCUAAAGAGGACCUGACCGACACGCUGUCCGAGUUUCCAGCCGCCAAGCAGCUGCUGGAGGAGAAGGGCCGGCAGAUCCUCACCAAGAUGGGCAUGCUGGAGAAGACAGAUGAAUGUGAGGUGGAGAAGGAGAAGACCGAGGAUAAGGUGGAGCGUCUGGAGGGAAGCCUGGAGACGCUGCAGACCAAACUGGCGCGGCUGAUGGCCGAACUGGAGUCCACGGCCCGGAAGAUGAUGAGACGCGUGGAGCAGCUGGAGCUGCAGACGGAGGGCUGGGAGGGGAUAGUGGCUGAGGGAGCGUGGAGCGAAACGGAGGAGGAGGGAGAGAGAGAGAGGGAGGUAGGGGACGGAGAGGGAGAAAAAGAAGAGGAGCCGGAUGGAGAGAGGGGCGAGGGGGACGGAGGAGAAGAAGAAGAGGAAACAAGCAAGGAUAUAAAAGAGAAAGAGUGAAGAAAGAAAAACAGGACAUUGUUUUAUAUAAGCUUAAACUACUUAUUAUUUGAAAUAGUUUCAUUAACUGCUUGAAUUUCUGCACCAGGAGUAAAGGCAUACAGUUACCCAAAAGCAGUGUGCAAGACUGGUGGAGGAGAACAUAAUGCCAAGGUGCAUAAAACCUGUGAUUAAAAACCAGGCUUAUUCCACCAAA
Molecule: messenger RNA, 2294 nt
Organism: Astyanax mexicanus (Mexican tetra)
Lineage: Eukaryota; Metazoa; Chordata; Actinopteri; Characiformes; Acestrorhamphidae
Gene: cnga4
Product: cyclic nucleotide gated channel subunit alpha 4
Exons: 7
Coding region: 251-2098 (615 amino acids)
Biological process (GO): monoatomic cation transmembrane transport
Cellular component (GO): plasma membrane; intracellular cyclic nucleotide activated cation channel complex
Molecular function (GO): cGMP binding; intracellularly cGMP-activated cation channel activity; intracellularly cAMP-activated cation channel activity
Source: RefSeq, a predicted model, not a curated record